AAUUCAUCGCGCCAACCUCAUUUCAUUUCUGACUUCAGGCACAAAGAAUCUACUAAGAAAUACAUUCGAUUUACCGAUAGACAUGUCUGAAUCUGAAAAUGAAACAGUUAUGGAGGAGGAAGAAUCUCCUGAGCCUGUUCAAGGACCUUCUAUUUUACUUAAGUCACCACCUAAGAAAAAUGCUGAACCAGAUACAGAAUUUGAAGAAAAAAUUGAGACUGAUAGAACUCAUAGAUUUGACUUUUUACUACAACAGACAGAAUUGUUUGGACAUUUCAUGCAGACUGGUACUCUACAGAAUCAGGGAGGAGCAGGUGGGGCUCCAGCUUCACCACUCAAAAUGAAACCAGGGAGAAAACCUGGAAGGAAAAUGGAUGAAAAGACUAAACUUUUGGUUGCUGGAGAUCAUCGACACCGCCGCACAGAAGAAGAGGAAGAUGAAGAAUUGUUAUCUGAUGCUAGAAAAUCACAUGCUGUUAUAACUAGAUUCGACUCCAGCCCACAAUUUAUUAAGGGUGGUGAAAUGAGAGAUUAUCAAGUUCGUGGAUUAAAUUGGAUGAUAUCACUGUAUGAAAAUGGUAUAAAUGGUAUAUUAGCUGAUGAAAUGGGUUUGGGAAAAACGUUGCAGACCAUAUCAUUAUUAGGUUAUAUGAAACAUUAUAGAAAUAUCCCCUCCCCUCAUCUUGUUAUUGUUCCUAAAUCGACACUGAGUAACUGGAUGAAUGAAUUUAAAAGAUGGUGUCCAACUUUAAGAACUGUUUGUUUAAUUGGUUUAGCUGAAAAGAGAGCUGAAAUAAUUCGUGAUAUCAUAUUACCAGGUGAAUGGGAUGUCACUAUAACUUCAUAUGAAAUGGUUAUCCGUGAAAAAUCAGUGUUUAAAAAAUUCAAUUGGAGAUACCUUAUUAUUGAUGAAGCUCAUAGAAUCAAAAACGAAAAGUCAAAGUUGUCUGAAAUUGUACGAGAAUUUAAAUCCACUAAUAGAUUAUUAUUAACUGGUACACCAUUACAAAAUAAUCUUCAUGAACUGUGGGCAUUAUUAAACUUCUUAUUACCUGAUGUUUUUAAUUCAGCUGAGGACUUUGAUUCAUGGUUUAAUACUAAUAAUUGUUUGGGAGAUCAACAGUUAGUAGAAAGAUUACAUGCUGUAUUAAGGCCAUUUUUGUUGAGACGUAUUAAAUCAGAAGUAGAGAAAUCUCUACUACCAAAGAAAGAAGUAAAGGUGUUUGUAGGAUUGUCAGCUUUACAGAGAGAAUGGUACACAAAGAUUUUAAUGAAAGAUAUAGAUAUAGUUAAUGGGGCUGGUAAAUUAGAUAAAAUGAGAUUGUUGAAUAUUCUUAUGCAGUUGAGAAAAUGUUGUAAUCAUCCCUAUUUAUUUGAUGGUGCUGAACCAGGUCCUCCAUAUACAACAGAUAAACAUUUAUUUGAAAAUUCUGGUAAAAUGGUCAUAUUAGAUAAACUCUUACCUAAGCUACAAGCACAAGAUUCUAGAGUAUUAAUCUUUAGUCAGAUGACCCGUAUGUUAGAUAUUCUGGAAGAUUAUUGUUUCUGGAGAGGAUAUGAUUAUUGUAGAUUGGAUGGUCAAACACCACACGAAGAUCGACAGAAUUCUAUCAAUGACUUUAAUUCACCAGGAAGUAAAAAGUUUAUAUUUAUGUUAAGUACGAGGGCUGGUGGUCUAGGUAUUAAUUUAGCUACAGCUGAUAUUGUUAUCAUCUUUGAUUCUGAUUGGAAUCCACAAGCUGAUUUACAGGCUAUGGAUCGUGCUCAUCGUAUUGGUCAGAAGAAACAAGUCAAAGUGUUAAGAUUUAUAACUGAGAAUACUGUAGAAGAAAGAAUUGUAGAAAAAGCUGAAUUGAAAUUAAAACUAGACAGUAUUGUCAUACAGCAAGGACGUUUAGUUGAUCAAGCUGCUAAUAAAUUAGGUAAAGAUGAAGUGCUAACUAUGAUUAGACAUGGUGCUAGUCAUGUAUUUGCUAGUAAAGAUAGUGAAAUAACUGAUGCUGACAUUGAUCAGAUCUUAGAGAAAGGAGAACAGAAGACAGCUGAGUUGAAAUCAAAAUUAGACAGUUUAGGCGAGUCGUCUUUACGGAAUUUUACAAUGGAGGCUACAGAUAAUAGUAUUUAUAAUUUUGAAGGCUCUGAUUAUCGUGAAAAACAAAAAAUAGGUGGUAUUGGUUGGAUUGAACCACCCAAAAGAGAAAGAAAGGCUAACUAUGCUGUUGAUGCAUAUUUCCGUGAGGCCCUCAGAGUAAAUGAACCAAAAGCACCAAAGGCUCCACGACCCCCUAAGCAACCAAAUGUACAAGAUUUCCAGUUUUUUCCACCAAGGUUAUUCGAAUUACUAGAUAAAGAAAUUUACUAUUACCGUAAUUCUAUUGGGUAUCGAGUACCAAGGAACCCAGAAUUGGGUAGUGAUGCUGGUAAAAUACAGAUGGAAGAACAACAAAGAAUUGAUGACGCUGAACCACUGAAUGAAGAAGAGUUAGCUGAAAAGGAAGAACUGUUGAAACCAGGAACUAAUGGAGGUUUUACUAACUGGUCCAAGCGUGAUUUUCAACAGUUUAUAAAAGCUAAUGAGAAAUAUGGUCGAGAUGACAUUGAUAGUAUAGCCAGGGAAGUGGAAGGAAAGACACCAGAAGAGGUGAUCCAAUAUUCAACUGUGUUUUGGGAACGUUGCAAUGAAUUACAAGAUAUUGAGAAGAUUAUGGCUCAGAUUGAUCGUGGUGAAGCUAGAAUACAGAGACGUAUUGGUAUAAAACGUGCUCUAGAUGUCAAGAUGGCUAGAUACAGAGCUCCAUUCCAUCAGUUACGUAUACAGUAUGGUACAAACAAAGGUAAAAAUUAUACAGAAGAGGAAGAUAGAUUUUUAGUGUGUAUGUUACAUAAGUUAGGUUUUGAUAAAGAAAAUGUUUACGAUGAAUUAAGACAGGCAGUACGUCAAGCUCCACAGUUUAGAUUUGAUUGGUUUAUUAAAUCAAGAACAGCUAUGGAAUUACAAAGGAGAUGUAACACAUUAAUCACACUAAUAGAAAGAGAAAAUCUGGAAUUAGAAGAAAAAGAAAAGGCAGAAAAACGAAAGAAAGGAUCAAAACCUGGAACUCCUAAGGGAGCAGCAGCAAAACGAAAGGCUGAUGGAACACCAGACUCAAAAAGUAAAUCGAAGAAAUCCAAACGAUGAAGUGACUAACUAUUGUUAUUAUUUUUACUGUGAAUUAAGUGCUUUUAUCAGUGGUGUACAUAUAUAGUAGAUCAAUAUAUUGUGUACAGUGGUAAAAGCUGCCUAAGUUUAGUACGUCAGAUGUAUUAAAUUAUGUGUUGUGGACUCCAAAAUAUGGCACAGAAUAGUUCCAAUUAUAGAGAGAUGCUGAAUCACUAUACAUUGUAUAGUGUUGAUGUUAUAUUAUGAAGCAGAGGUCAACAGCAUCAUCUUCAUCAAUAAGUUGACAAAUCUCUACUAUGUUAUCCUUCAUAGUUGUGUUACUUGUGUAUAACCCUAAAGCUCGAUGUUAAAUUCCUUUAAUCCAAAAUUGCAUUUUUCAAUUGGAUUGCCUAAUAACAUUUUGUAUAACUGGAGGACCUUAUGUCCCUUUAACAUUUUCAUAAUGUCUCUUAAACAACCUAAAUAUUUAACCCAUCUAUAACUGUGUAGCAUUAAAAUACAAAAAAAUGCAUUAGCAUUGGGCAUUAUUUUAACAGGCAAUAAAUAUUUUGCUAUUGUAUGAACUCAUAAUAUGUGAAUGUUCUGAAUAUUUCUCUUUUUGAAUUGGUAGAAAUCUGUCUCCUCAAUUUGUUGGCAUAUUCUUUACUACUCAUUGUACAUAAUCAUUUCGUAUCAUAAAGUAGAUCAUUGAAAUAAAAUCAUAAAUUAUC
Lottia gigantea (owl limpet) is the source of this 3870-nucleotide messenger RNA. RefSeq lists its product as hypothetical. The coding region runs from base 83 to 3178 and encodes 1031 amino acids. Gene Ontology annotation, molecular function: DNA binding; ATP-dependent chromatin remodeler activity; ATP binding. The record is from RefSeq and is a predicted model, not a curated record. The transcript has 23 exons. Gene Ontology annotation, cellular component: chromatin; nucleus. Gene Ontology annotation, biological process: nucleosome organization; regulation of transcription by RNA polymerase II. NCBI's taxonomy places the organism in Eukaryota, Metazoa, Mollusca, Gastropoda, Lottiidae.